Molecule: messenger RNA, 1429 nt
Organism: Papilio machaon (common yellow swallowtail)
Lineage: Eukaryota; Metazoa; Arthropoda; Insecta; Lepidoptera; Papilionidae
Product: lysophospholipid acyltransferase 7
Exons: 7
Coding region: 80-1429 (449 amino acids)
Biological process (GO): lipid modification; phosphatidylinositol biosynthetic process
Cellular component (GO): membrane; mitochondria-associated endoplasmic reticulum membrane contact site
Molecular function (GO): lysophospholipid acyltransferase activity
Source: RefSeq, a predicted model, not a curated record
UAAAAUGACAACUUGACAACAAGGAAUCAAGUAAUUAAAAACAAACUUUUGGAUAAUUUAAUUUGUAAAUCAAAGAAUCAUGAAUGUUAACGACGUAAUUUAUUUUUCAUCUCUCUUAAUAUGUCUAUCUCUCGGUUCUCAUUACAAAGAAAUCGCCAAAACUGACAUGAAACGGAACUAUGGGGCUGGUCUGGGAUUGCUCGUUGCAUUUCUAAUUUGUGGUCACUACAUAUUACAUACUUUCAUAAUGGUUUGUGGUAAUGUCUUGAUACUAAAGUCCUGUGACCGUCGUUACGUCCAUCAAAUAAGUUUGGCAUAUUCAUGGACAUAUCUUUUGUACAUACAUCACAAUGUACCGUCUCAUUCGUACAUGAUUGGGAUAUUUCAAAUUAUCGCGCUAAGACUGGUGGGACUCGCUUGUGAGUUAAGUAUACCUGAGAAGCCGAGAUCAAACUACCGCGAAACGACCCCCAACGAGGCUGAAGUGAUGCCGGUACCUGAGGCAGUCGAUAUUCUAGCUUAUGCUUAUUACUUCAUUGGAAUACAUAAAGGUACUUAUUAUAGAUGGAGAAUAUUUCAAGAUCACCUAAAUGCACCUUUCAGUUCAGUUGGCGAUUGCAGAAUAGUCACCGAGGAGAAAAUUAAGAAAGCGAUCCUGUGCGCCGUCGGAUACAUGAUGCUUCGCUCCAGAUUUAACACUCACAUGUACGAAGAGAAUCGUUUCUACACACACUUUGGAACCGACUACCGCUACCUCUUUAACAUACCAUUGCUGCUGAUGUUUUACUUGAACACUGAGAUGAUAGCACUGCUCGGUACAGCAGUCUGCACGGAGUCCGGCUUCGGCCUGUACCCUGUCAAGUGCGCGCCUCUCCCUGGCAGCGGACCUUCCACACAUUAUAGUGUUAUCAAUUUAAUCACUAAAACACCAGACGCUGCGUCAGAACAAGAGUACAACGUACAAAUGUUGAAUUCAUUUGAGAUCGAGAAGUUGAUCCUGGGACCCAAGAUGAAGGACACGAUGCGAGGCUGGGACAUGUCCAUACGAUACUGGUACUGGGCGUACGCUUACAGGAAGUUUAUAAAGGCCAAUAAGCAAGUAAGGAGUGCGUUCUCGUUCAUGCUAUGGACGCUGUGGUGCGGGCCGUCGAUACCUCAGAUCAUCAUAUCAACCACGCUGUGGGUUAUCAUACAUCUGGAGUCUGAGUACAGUGAAUUGUAUGACACAGAGGGAUCGAUGAAAUUGCCUUGGGAUAUUGGCUUCUCGAUAAUGCGUAUGUUUUGCUUGCUGUACCUGACCCCAUGUUUCGUUGUAGACGACACCGGAGUUGUUUUGAGAUAUUAUAACUCCAUAUAUUGGAUGUUCCAUAUUAUAUUAUUUGUUCUAAUGUUUAUUGCUGUUAUAAUAUUCAAGAGUCGUGGUGAUUAA